Molecule: messenger RNA, 516 nt
Organism: Cyclospora cayetanensis
Lineage: Eukaryota; Apicomplexa; Conoidasida; Eucoccidiorida; Eimeriidae
Product: 2-C-methyl-D-erythritol 2,4-cyclodiphosphate synthase
Exons: 3
Coding region: 1-516 (171 amino acids)
Biological process (GO): terpenoid biosynthetic process
Molecular function (GO): 2-C-methyl-D-erythritol 2,4-cyclodiphosphate synthase activity
Source: RefSeq, a predicted model, not a curated record
AUGCCUGCAAGGACUAAAACUUCGACACAACAAGUGGUGCUUGCAGGAUCGGCUUCUGCCAGUAGCCUCUCCUCCUCCUCCACAGGAACUCUCUCGAACAACAGCAGCAGCAGUGUGGGCUUGGGUGUGAUCGCUCAUUCGGAUGGUGACGUAGUGCUCCAUGCAGUCGCAGACGCAGUAUUUGCUGCGGCCGGAGCCCCCGAUAUCGGGCAGCAAUAUCCUGAUACUGCACAAGUGAACAGAGGUAGAGACUCGCGAGACUUUGUUGCAGCGGCGGCUGCAGCGGCUGCUGCUGCCGGGUACUCUAUAGCGCAGGUAGACGCGACUUUGCUACUGCAGUACCCCCACAUCAGCAGCAAGAAGCAACAAAUGAUAGACUCCUUGGCAGAAGCGCUGGGAAUCAGCAGCAGCAGGAUCUCCUUAAAGGCCAAAACGGCUGAAGGCGUGGGGCCUGUAGGCCGCAGCGAGGCGGUAGAGUGCUAUGCCGUUGCGCUGUUGCAGCAACAGAGUGUAUAG